ACCUUUUUUUUAAAUGCAUGACAAGUGUAUGAUAAUAUUUGUUUCACUUGAUAUAUAUUCGCAAAAUUACUUUUCAAAAUUUAUUUACUUGACUACUGUCAUUUGCCAAAAUAAACCAAAAAACGUGCAGCAUAACCUGAAUUUACUGUCAGUAAUUAGUAAAAUUUUCGUGAUCCUAAAUUGUUUUUUGCACUUGAAGUAUCAAGUGUUUGUAAAUAAUACGUGGCAAACCUUCCUUUAUUAAAAUUGAAUGAUAAAUAAAUAUUACAUCAUACUUGUGUUUGCCAAGAAGUAAACUGAAAAGUUAUAAUCAAAAAUGAACUUCAUGAAUAAGUUUUAUGCAACAAGAACUGCUCUUAUAAGAUAUCAGCAUAUUCAAUCAAAAUUAAAGCCGAGAUUAACACAUCGCCCAACUGAUGUCAAACCGGUGUUCCGAAGAGCUUUUGAUCAUUUAGAGAAAAUAGGUCUCAAAGAUGAUGCAGGUACCUACUCCUUUGGUAAUUUACUUAUGGGUGCUAAUCAAUUAUCCAGAGAAAUGACUGCUAAAAUUGGUAAAACAGGAGAGAGGGUGGUCUUUGUGUGCCCCAAUGAUGCUUCGUAUGUUAUGACCCAGUGGGCCUGUUGGAUAUCUGGACAAAUUGCUGUGCCAUUAAAUAAAUCAUACCCUGAAAAUCUUCUGGAAUAUUACUGUAAUGAUAGCAAGACAAAACUUAUUGUAACAAAUAGUAGUAGUGCUGAAAUAAUGGAUCGCUUGGCAAAAAAAUGCAAUGCUAAAAUUAUAGUAUUGGAUGAUGACUUUAGAAAGAAUGCUCAAACAAAGGUGCCUACAAAAUUAACAGAUGUAGAAACAGGAUUAUCAGCAGAUUUUUACAACACAAGUGGAGCCAUGAUACUAUAUACCAGUGGUACUACAGGCAAUCCAAAGGGUGUGGUCCUUACCCAUCGGAACAUUUAUAGUCAAGUGAACACCCUAAUAGAUGCAUGGAGAUGGUCAUCUAAUGAUACUGUCCUCCAUACUCUCCCUUUGCACCACGUUCAUGGUGUUGUUAAUAUCCUCCUCUGUUCUCUCUAUGCCGGUGCCAAGUGCGUUAUCUUACCGAAAUUUGAUGCUAAUACUGUUUGGACUCAUUUAUUGGGUAUCAAUGAAAAUCCAGGAGAUCGUAAGAUAACGGUUUUCAUGGCUGUUCCCACAAUUUAUUCGAAACUUCUUGAGGAGUACGACAGGAUUUUUGCUGGUGAUCCAAAAAUGACUGAACACAUUAAAACUAUUCUUCAAACUAAAGUGAGACUAAUGGUAAGCGGAUCUGCUCCGUUGCCUGUACCAUUAUACCAACGUUGGCAUUCGGUAACAGGUCAUCGUCUGCUAGAGCGAUACGGGAUGACGGAGAUAGGGAUGUGCUUGUCACAGUUGUAUGAUUCCUCUAGGGAACCGGGCUACAUCGGGGUUCCAUUACCAGGUGUCACAAUAAAAAUUGUUGACAUUUCUCGCCCCAAUAAUGAGACCCUCUUAGAAUGCACCAACGUUAACGGAAGCGUCGAAUACACUUAUCUUCCCAUCAAAGAAAAAAACGACGAUCCAACAGGAGAGUUGCAUGUUAAAGGUGAAGGAGUGUUUAAAGAAUAUUUUAGAAGGCCGGAAGAGACACAGAAGGAGUUCACUUCCGACGGAUGGUUCAAAACGGGUGAUAUUUGCCAGUUUUCCCGUCAAAAGAAAAUUUUUAGGAUCCUAGGUAGAGCCAGUGUUGACAUUAUUAAAACGGGGGGUUAUAAAGUGAGUGCUGUAGACGUGGAAACGAUUCUCCUGGGACAUCCAGAAGUGGUUGAAUGUGCCGUGUUAGGGAUACCUGAUGACGUUUAUGGCGAAAAAGUUGCCGCUAUUAUUACGAUAAAACCCAUGUCAUUAUUAACGCACAUCUCGUUAACAGAAUGGGCCAAAGAAAAAAUGCCAAAGCAUUGGAUUCCUAAAGAAAUCAGGAUAGUUACUUCAUUACCAAAGAAUGCAAUGGGAAAAGUAAAUAAAAAGCAACUUCGUCUUAGUGUGUUUCCUGAAUUGGAGAAUUAAUCACAAAAUAUAAACUUUUUAUUUGCAUUAAGACUGAUAAUGAUUGGAUAUACAUGUCUGUGCCAUGUACACUUUUUUGGUGUUAAUAUGUGAAUAUAUGUAUAUAUGAACUCA
Molecule: messenger RNA, 2176 nt
Organism: Agrilus planipennis (emerald ash borer)
Lineage: Eukaryota; Metazoa; Arthropoda; Insecta; Coleoptera; Buprestidae
Gene: Acsf3
Product: acyl-CoA synthetase family member 3, mitochondrial
Exons: 3
Coding region: 317-2062 (581 amino acids)
Biological process (GO): fatty acid metabolic process
Molecular function (GO): medium-chain fatty acid-CoA ligase activity
Source: RefSeq, a predicted model, not a curated record